This is a messenger RNA of Emericellopsis cladophorae, 3408 nucleotides long. RefSeq names its product Two-component system protein B-like protein. The transcript has 2 exons. The coding region runs from base 1 to 3408 and encodes 1135 amino acids. The record is from RefSeq and is a predicted model, not a curated record. Gene Ontology annotation, biological process: phosphorelay signal transduction system; phosphorylation. Lineage: Eukaryota; Fungi; Ascomycota; Sordariomycetes; Hypocreales; Bionectriaceae. Gene Ontology annotation, molecular function: phosphorelay sensor kinase activity.
AUGAGGAUCGCCAUCCGCGAGCAGCUCGCACUCCUCGUCCUCCUCGCCGUUCUCGCCGCGCUUGCCGUUGUGUCGAUACCAACGUGGAUCUAUGUCAACGGCCACAUCGCGACCAACCUCAAGGAUGGCCUCACCCUGACAGCGUCCCUCAAAGCGGCCCGCAUCACGUCCCAGAUCGAGCUCAUCCGGACAGCGUGCUAUACCAUUGCUUCCAGGCUGCUGUUGCAGGAGGCUCUGCAGCGCUACUACCAGGAGAACGAAUUUGAUUUUUACCAGGCCAAGAUCGACAUUACAAGCGCACUCGCCGUCGGAUCCUCGACUGGCCUUCUCCAAGCAAGGAUAUACUCGCGGAACGGGACCGAUCCCCAGAUCCUCGUCAAUGCGACAGCCUCGAACCCACGAACCGUCCAACUGCCAUACUCGGCUUCGAAUGGAGACCCCGUGUUUCUCGGCGACACGGACAACGGCUAUCCUCCCUCGCUCUAUCCCAACAUCACAUACGUGGAUCUGGGGCGCCCCAACAGGCGUCGGCCCGCCGAGCGAGCCGUAGCCGCGGAAGCUUUCCCUGGCGUGAGGAUCUACCAAGAUGACGGGCUACUCCUCGGCCCUCUUAUGCUCAACGAGACCUUUGCACUCAUGUCAUUGUCCGUGCCAAUCCGGGACAACAGCGACGACUUCAUUCUCGGGUAUAUGACAGUCAUUGCCGAGGGCCACUCGCUCAUACACGCCCGCGACUCGCCGGAAGGUCUGGGCAACACGGGCCUCGCCCUCAUCCUCGGCCCCACGACGCCAUGGAACCGCUUUCCGCUGAAGCUGCCCCCCGCCAGCAACAGCAGCUACCAGCCUGAUCAGCAGGAAUUUGGCGAUCUCAUGAUGCACUUUGUUUUACCCCCGAACCAGAACAAAUAUGGUCUGGGUCGACACAAGGAGCACGUCUUCGACGCAGGCACGGCCGGCGAUGAUUUUCUAGUCGAGUCGUAUCCGGCGGCCGUCAGAGCUUGGACGGAGCACAAUCCCAGUGUAAACAAUGCCAGCGCGAUGCUCAAGACGCACAACGAACAGAAUGUGGGCGUCUCAGUGGGCUAUGCUCUCACGCAAACACCGCUUGUGAAUUGGACCGUUAUCGUGGAGCUGUCUCAAGAUGAAGCAUACCAGCCCAUCCACACGCUUCGCAACAUUCUCCUCGGUACUGUAUUCGGGACGGCCGGGUUCUUGGCUCUCCUUGUCUUCCCUUGUGCCCAUUUCAGUGUCAUGCCUAUUCGAAAGCUCAAGGCUGCCACUGAGCGCUCCAUCAACCCUCCCGGAUACGACGACGCAUGCUCGGACACGUCCGACUACGAGGCCGAGUCACCCAAUGGUGGCUCGGGGAACCUGUCCCACAGGUCCAAAAAGGGGUUCAUGACGACCAUAUCGCGCUUGAUGCGAGGGCAGACGACGAGAGUAGCUGGCGACAGGGAUGCGGCACGACGCAUGUUCAAGAUCCCUGGCAAGGUCGACGAAGGAAAGCACGUGGUGACCGAUGAACUGACCGAGCUCACGAGGACCUUCAACGAUAUGAGCGACGAGCUGGUGAAGCAGUAUGUCUCCUUGGACGAGAAGGUCGCGGAGCGCACCCGACAGCUCAGCGAGAGCAAAAAGGCCGCGGAAGCCGCUAAUGAGAGCAAGACGCUCUUUAUUGCCAACAUUUCGCACGAGCUCAAGACGCCCCUCAACGCCAUACUGGGACUGUGCGCUGUCUCCAUGGAGGAGGAGGACAUGCUCAAGAUUCGACAUUCGCUCAAGGUGGUCUAUGAGUCGGGAGAUUUGCUGCUACACUUACUGGAGGAUCUUCUGAGUUUUUCCAAGAACCAAAUUGGCCACCAAAUCGUCAUGGAGCCGAAAGAGUUUCAACUGGCUGACAUUCGGUCACAGAUUGUGACCAUCUUCGACAAGCAAGUCCGGGAAGGCAGCAUCGACUUUGCGGUCAACUUCAGGGGUUCGGCGGAUAUGCCCGAUCCCGAUGAUUCAGAGGUGGACGUUGCCGUCGGGAUCAACCCGUUCAAAACCCAGAAGCUCGAGUCGUUGUGGCUCUGGGGUGACCAGCACCGCAUCCUACAGGUCCUUAUCAAUCUGGUGAGCAACAGCCUCAAAUUCACACCGGCGAAUGGCAAGGUGGAGGUCAGGAUCAGAUGCCUUGGCGAGGAGCUGCAAAAAGAUACACACAGUCGGGGUUCGUCGCGCUCAAACUCGAGGAGCGGCGCGCGCAAGAGGGUCUCGGGAAGCGUCCAGUCCGUCAGCUCCGGCGGUCAUGGCUCGACGAGCUCGGCAGCCGGGCACACGGCGCUCGCUAUCAACCCCAUGGAACCAAGGACAACACCCGCAAUGCAGGUCGCGGACAGUAUACAUUCGUUACCCUUCCAGAACGCCAAGGCGUACAUAUUCGAGUUUGAAGUCCAGGACACCGGGCCGGGUAUUCCUCAAAGUCUGCAGGAUAGGGUCUUUGAGCCGUUUGUGCAAGGGGAUCCGGGUCUGAGCAAGAAAUACGGCGGCACAGGUCUCGGACUAAGCAUCUGUCAUCAGCUGGCUGUUUUGAUGGGGGGCAACAUCACGUUGAAAAGCACCGAAGGCGUUGGCAGCACGUUCACUAUGCACAUUCCGCUGAAGCAUGCAAGAACUAGGACCGCCAGCUCCGCCUCCAGUGCCCACAAAUCAAACGUGGAACACGUGGAAGCAGAGCCGCCUUGCCCCCCUGGUGUCACGAACGGCACUCGGGCUUCGUCGCCAGACGCGGCAGAUGAGAAGCCGAGCCCUCUGCACUCACAGCCGCGCCUUGUGGGCCUCCGUCAGCCGUAUUUCUCCUCGUCUGUAGAGAGCCACGGCGGAAACAAGAUUGUCAAUCCCAUUGCAGCUGCUAAAACCGGCAAGGUGAUGCCCAGUCUGAUCCGCAGCCCGUCUGGCCGGAAACUACGCGUGUUAGUUGCGGAUGACAACAAGACCAACAUUGAGGUUGUGAGCCGUAUGCUCAAUCUCGAGGAUGUCUCGGACGUGACGAUUGCCAAGGACGGCCAGGAGGCAUUUGACCUGGUCAAGGGCACAAUGGAGAAGAACCAGCCCUUCGAUGUCAUCUUUAUGGACGUGCAGAUGCCCAACGUCGAUGGCCUGCAGUCGACCCGUCUCAUCCGCGGCAUGGGCUACAAGUCCCCCAUUGUCGCCCUGACGGCCUUCUCCGAGGAGUCCAACAUGAAGGACUGCAUCGCCUCGGGCAUGGACGAGUUCCUGUCCAAACCUAUCCGGCGGCCCGCACUGAAACAGGUCCUCAAACGGUUCGCCACCAUCCCCGAGGAGCCGGAGCACCCGAGCCCGCAAGACGAGAUCGAUGAGAAGACGGCCCUCCGAGGGAGUGAGCAACCGCCCCCGACGACGGCCUGA